AUGUCUAAGCCAAGGUUGGAGGGUAAGGUGGCACUUAUCACUGGUUCAGCUAGUGGGAUCGGUGAGGAGGCAGUUAGAUUAUUUGCCGAGAAUGGAGCUUUUGUUGUAGCUGCUGAUGUCCAAGAUGAACUUGGGCAGCAAGUUGUUGCAUCUAUAGGCACAGAGAAAGUUUGUUAUCACCACUGCGAUGUAAGAGAUGAGAAACAGGUUGAGGAAACAGUGAGUUACAGCUUGGAGAAAUUUGGAAGGAUAGAUGUAUUGUUCAGCAAUGCUGGAGUCAUAGGCCCAGUCAGUGGCAUCCUUGAAUUUGACCUUACUGGAUUUGACAACACCAUGGCUACCAAUGUUAGAGGAGUAGCUGCGACAAUUAAACACGCAGCUCGUGCUAUGGUGGACAGAAAUAUUCGAGGAUCAAUCAUAUGCACAACCAGUGUUGCAUCUUUACUGGGAGGAACAGCCCCACAUGCUUAUACCAUAUCUAAACAUGCUCUAGUUGGUUUAGUCAGAACAGCUUGCAGUGAGCUAGGCGCUUAUGGGAUCAGAGUUAAUUGCAUCUCCCCUUUUGGAGUUGCCACACCUCUGGCAUGUACAGCUUAUAAUUUGAGACCUGAUGAAGUUGAAGCUACUAGCUGUUCUACUGCCAACUUGAAGGGCAUUGUUUUAAAGGCUAAGCAUAUUGCAGAGGCUGCAUUAUUUCUAGCUUCUGAUGAAUCUGCCUACAUAAGUGGCCACAACUUGGCUGUUGAUGGAGGCUUCACAGCCGUGAAGCACAUUUUUUCAGCCUAAGUGUGGUGGUGGCUUUUCACAAUGAAAGAGCCAAUAAUAAGGCAAUAUUUUAUGUACGGUUGACAUUAGGUUAUUGCUUCCAUGUACAAGUAUUUUU
This is a messenger RNA of Mangifera indica (mango), 883 nucleotides long. RefSeq names its product short-chain dehydrogenase reductase 3b-like. The coding region runs from base 1 to 786 and encodes 261 amino acids. Lineage: Eukaryota; Viridiplantae; Streptophyta; Magnoliopsida; Sapindales; Anacardiaceae. The transcript is spliced from 2 exons. The record is from RefSeq and is a predicted model, not a curated record.